AUGACUCGUGAAAUCCCUGGUUUCUAUUAUGACCCGGAGAAGAAGAAGUACUUCAAGAUUCAAGCCAACCAUGUUGCACCCCCAAAUGCACAAUACUCGCAGCAAUCCGUGAAGCGAAAGCGGUCUGAGCUAGCGACACAUGAAAACAAAACACGGUUCAGACAACGUGAGAAUAAAGAGAUGAUCCGAAAAGCGCCAUCGUUGAGACAUCCCUUGGUCAACCUCCAAAGAGAGAUUGGAGCCAUUGAAUCUUCCUCCCGUGCGAGACAAGAACAGCAGGCUCGCAUUCAGGCCAGCCAACUACAUCGUGGAGAACUCCAUCGUUUCGAGCCAUGGCCUAGCUCGUACAGUAUCCGAUAUGUCUUGCGCAACCCACGUUCUGGGACAUUGAUUGCCGGCUCGGCUCGCGGAUAUGAAUCGUCUGUGUCGGUCUGUUUUCCUGACAUUGACGAGUCACAGUGGAGCUAUGAUCACACCAUGGAACGGGUGCUAUUCAGGGAGCCGUAUUCGUUAGGAUCGAUGUCUUUGAGCCACUCAGGAUACCUACUUGCAACAAUGAACGAAGGACCGCAAGGUGACUGCUUCCUUUCGGCCCAUCUCCUCCCAGAGCCCGACGAAGGCGGCAACUACCGCUGGCCAACAUUCUCUCACCCGAUUCGGAUCAGACCCCACUACCCGAUGUCCUUCUGGUGCUCCGCGGCCCAGCCCGCAGGAUCAAGCGCCUACUUUGCCAUAGGAACUUCAGAAGGGCUACACACCCUAGAGGGUACCAGUAGCCAUUGGACCCUCUCGAAGAAACCAUUUAAGGGCAAUAUACUUCCCACACGCACCAGAGCACCCCCCAAGCACAGCAGCCAACGCAGCGUGCAUGCCGUGGAAUGGAUGUCGCAGGACGUGAUUGCGGCGGGACAGAAAAACUCUAACAUCUUCCUCCACGACAUGCGCAGUGGUGGCAGUGCCACACGUCUCCGACACAACGAUGCUGUGAUGGAAAUGAAGCAGAUGGACGAGUACCGGCUCGUGGCGGCGGGACCUAGCUCGCUACGAAUGUACGACCUCCGCUUCGCGCCAAAAAUGCUUGAACGUCAUGAUUCCUCAAAGCCCUACCUAACUUUCCCCGAAUUCUCUUCACUACCGUUCCCAACCUUCGAUCUGAGCACCGAGCUCGGUCUUCUGGCUAGUCCAUCCCAGGACUGCAAAAUCCAGCUAUUCUCUCUCCAAACCGGACUGCAGGUCUCAUCGCCUCUCACAGGGCAUCAAUAUUCCUCACCACCUAGCUGUGUGCGAUUCGAGUAUGGGAAUGAUACCCCGGAGUGGCGGGGCCCGCAUGGACCGAGUUUGUUGGUUGGCACUGAUGAUGUGGUUGAGCAGUGGACUUGGUAG
Messenger RNA from Penicillium roqueforti, 1383 nucleotides. RefSeq lists its product as uncharacterized. Gene Ontology annotation, molecular function: protein binding. The coding region runs from base 1 to 1383 and encodes 460 amino acids. Gene Ontology annotation, cellular component: Cul4-RING E3 ubiquitin ligase complex. NCBI's taxonomy places the organism in Eukaryota, Fungi, Ascomycota, Eurotiomycetes, Eurotiales, Aspergillaceae. The transcript has 10 exons. The record is from RefSeq and is a predicted model, not a curated record.